Molecule: messenger RNA, 2153 nt
Organism: Carya illinoinensis
Lineage: Eukaryota; Viridiplantae; Streptophyta; Magnoliopsida; Fagales; Juglandaceae
Exons: 7
Coding region: 465-1895 (476 amino acids)
Biological process (GO): chromatin remodeling
Cellular component (GO): Ino80 complex
Source: RefSeq, a predicted model, not a curated record
AUUACAGAAAAAAACGAGAUAGAGAUAGAGAGAGAGGAAAAAUAAAUGGGUGCAACUCGAGAGACGGAGAAAAAUGGAGCAGAUAAAAGAGUCUCGGCCACCAUUCGAGCAAAUACCGAGAGCUGUCUCUAAUGGCAAAAUCCACUCUCACUCUCUCUUGACAACUUGCUAUUACACUAGACUUGAAUAAAACCAAGAGUUUCUGGAAUCCUCUUUCAUUCUCCAACGCUGCCUUCUACUCCCUCCUCCUCUUCUUCACUUCUGGAGACUCUUUUCCUGGCCACCUAGGGUUAGUACUCGCUUCUCAUGGUUCCCUGAGGUUUCCGUUUCUUAAAUUUUUUCCAUUCCUAUUAGGCAUAGCACCGUAAGAUCUCCUGCUGUGUUGUUUUGGAGUUCUGCUGAUCUUCCUCCCCUCAUUUUCUAAAUUUUAGCUGCUGUGGCAAACCGUCAUAACAGUGUAGUUAAUGGAAAGCUUUCGUGGGUUUAACAAUGCUGAUGUUGGCUCUACUAUGAGAAAGAAGAGGAGUAGUCGCAGACCCCACCCUGAUUCACAGGCAUUACUACAGAGACUUAAUUUAUUUCCAUCAUCCACACAACCUUUCUGCGAUGGAAGACACGAUGAAAACAAGAAUUCUAGCAAUACGAUAGUUGUUUCUGAUGGAUUAGGGACUAGGAACAAGCUAAAAAAACUUAAGCUUAAGGUUGGCGGUGUGACUCACACAAUUCACACCAAGUAUGGCAGCGACUUUAGAGGUGAUUCCCUGGCCACAAAUUUUUCUCAGUAUUUUGAUGGCCCCAAGCAUCAUGACAAGCAGCUACUUCAGGAUAAUAUAGAUGGCAAUCAUGUCGGCAAGGGCAAUGGCCUUAAAGUCAAAAGGAAGGGUUUUUCACAAAUUCAUUGUAAUUACAGAAAGGAAUUUACUUCGAGGGGGAUGACCUCUGGGGGAAGUCCUUCUAUUUAUGAGCCGGUUCGUAAGAGCAAGCGGGUUCCUAAAAGACGUGUCUUGGAUCUAGCAAUUGAGGAUAAUGAUGAUGAAGAUGAGGAACUCCGAUAUCUUGGGAGACUGAAUGCUUCUCAAAUUUCUGAAGAUUAUGAAGAUGAGAAGUGUAGUCAAAUGGCUGAUGCCAUGUAUGGUGAUGAUGUGGAGUACUUUGGAUCACCAAGAUCAGGUACAGAUGGUAGACAGCUGUUAAGAUCAGAGAACUCGUACGAGGAUAAUGAAUAUAAGGAAGAAGAAAAAAGAGCAACCUCAGAUGUUGAACUUGAAUGUCCGGGAAACAAGUUGAAAAGGGGAUCUCUUGAUUUACUUUUCCAAGGAAGAAAUGUAUCCAUUCCCAUUACACGAAAUCGGGCACUUCAAUCUGGAGAGGAUGUUUUAUCUGGAUCUGCUGUAUGUCAUACCGACCUCUCAAAUUGUGCUCCAUCUAGAACCAAAAAGGAUAAACUUUCCGAGGUAGAACAGCAAUGUAGAAGAGCUGAGGCUGCACAGAGACGUAAAAUGCAAUCAGAGAAAGCUGCUAGGGAGGCUGAGGCUGAGGCAAUCAGAAAAAUACUCGGUCAAGAUUCUGGAAGAAAGAAGAGGGAAGAGAAGAUGAAGCAGCGGCAAUGUGAAUUAGCACAGGGAAAGGCUACAAACACCAUCACACUUGCAUCAAACACUGUCAGAUGGGUCAUUGGUCCUACUGGGACCAUUGUUACAUUUUCGGAAGAUAUUGGUCUACCAACUUUAUUUGCUCCUGUACCGCAUAGUUACCCUCCCCCUCGUGAAAAAUGUGCGGGUCCAAAUUGCACGAAUUCAUACAAGUAUCGGGAUUCCAAGUCCAAGCUUCCCCUCUGCAGCCUCCAUUGUUACAGGGCAAUACACCAAAAGAUGCAUCCUCUAAUUGCCUGCUGAUGCCAUGCCAUCCGUUCUUCCCACAUAAUUUCUGUACAUUGUUGUUUGUCUGGUGAAGGUUGGGAUUAGGCAGGUAGAUCUUCAUGAUUUUGAAGAAAUACAGGCUGAAUAUUGUCACAUGGACUUAGCCUUGCAUCCCGGUCAAAACUGUUUCUCGAGAACUAAAUUUUAGGGGAAGGUGAAUGAUAUCAAUACAAAUGAAAACUAGCAGUUAAGAUUUUGGAUGCAAUUAUUUCAAUGAAGUGUUCGUUUCUUUUC